AUGUAUUUGGAAACUAGAAGGGCUAUUUUUGUUUUUUGGAUUUUUCUCCAAGUUCAAGGAAUCAAAGAUCUCUCCAUUAAAAUAUACCAUUCUGAAUCUAAAGACUUAGACAAUGCCCCAAGAAUCGAAACAUCUGAAAGUACUGCAAAAAUGUACAAAGUGUCAACCAUGAAACGAAUAUUCGAUGUGGCCAAGCGUCGAACAAAAAGGUCAACAUUUUUCCCAACUGGUGUUAAAGUCUGUCCACAGGAAUCCAUGAAACAGAUUUUAGCCAGUCUUCAAGCUUAUUAUAGAUUGAGAGUGUGUCAGGAAGCAGUGUGGGAAGCAUAUCGGAUCUUUCUGGAUCGCAUCCCUGACCCAAGGGAAUACCAGGACUGGGUCAGCCUCUGCCAGCAGGAGACUUUCUGCCUCUUUGACAUUGGAAGAAAUUUCAGCAAUUCCCAGGAGCACCUGGAUCUUCUUCAGCAGAGAAUAAAACUGAGACACUUCCCUGAGAGAAAAGAUGAAAUAUCUACAGCGGAGACAUUCGGAGAGCCUGGGGAGACCCCUGUGUUUUCUACAGAUGUUGCCAAUGUCUCCGUUGGACCCUUCCCUCUCACUCUGGAUGUCACACUCUUCAGUGACACCAAGAAGCCUACAAUAGAAAGAAAAGUUGAAUCCACUAAGGUAUCCAAGGGCCCACUGGAGCAGAAGGUGGAGCUGAGCAUCACUCUGGCAAAUCAGAGGUUCAAGGCAGAACUCACUGACUCCCAGUCCCAGUAUUAUCAGGAGCUGGCAGCAAAGUCUCAACUCCAGAUGGAAAAGGUAUUUAAGAAACUUCCAGGAUUCAAAGAAAUCCAUGUGCUAGGAUUUAGACCAAAGAAAGGAAGAGAUGGUUCAAGCUCCAUAGAGACACGACUUAUGGCCAUCUUUAAGAGAGACAGUGCAGAAGUAAAAAGCCCUGCAAGUGACCUCCUGUCUUUUGAUUCCAACAAAAUUGAGAGUGAAGGAGUCCCUCAUGGAAUGAUGGAGGAGGACAAGCAACCAGAAAUCUAUCUGACAGCUUUAGACCUCAAAAAACUGAUCAGCAGAGCACUGGAGGAAGACAAAUCCUUGGAUGUGGAAACAAUUCAGUUCGCUGAUGAAUUUUUUGGGUCAAUGCCAGGCUUCGAUCCUGACUUCCACUCAGUGCUGCCUACACUCCUUGCUGAUAUCACAAAGGAUGCUACUUUGAGUCCAGAACUUCCUCUUGGUCAAUCCAGGCUUGAGACAGUGGGCAGAACAGGACACAGUAUACCUGACAGUUCUUGGUCUUCACCUGCUAAGGCCUCUGCUUCGCUAUCAGGCACUCUACCUUUCUUUACUGCAUCCAGCAUCUUCUCUCUGACUGAUCAAAGUGCCACAGACAUAAUGCCCGUUGACCAGACAGUACUAAUCCCAGAACUAAACCCCACGGAUGGCUAUUCUGCCAUCAGCCAGUCAACUCUGGAAAUUUCACAUUCAACUGCAUCUUCAGGCAGCCAAGAUAUUGUGAGAGACUUAGACAUAAUGGCUCUAACUAACACUCCUGCCUCCUCUGAGGUACCAAGACUCAGUGUGGAUGUUUCUACCCCAGGUCAUUUCUUGGAGACUACCACUCCCAAUCCAGCUUUACAGUACAUCACCACUAACUCUAUGACCGUUGCCGCCAAGGGCCAAGAACUGGUAGUCUUCUUCAGUCUGCGAGUCGCUAACAUGCCCUUCUCCAACAACCUGUUCAACAAGAGCUCUCUGGAGUACCAAGCUCUGGAGCAACAAUUCAUACAGCUGCUGGUUCCCUAUCUACGCUCCAAUCUUACGGGAUUUAAGCAACUUGAAAUACUUAACUUCAGAAAUGGGAGUGUGAUCGUGAAUAGCAAAAUGAGGUUUGCUAAGUCGGUGCCCUAUAACCUCACCAAGGCUGUGCAAGGGGUCUUGGAGGAUUUUCGUUCUGCUGCAGCCCAGCGACUUGACCUGGAGAUAGACAGCUACUCUCUUGACAUUGAACCAGCGGAUCAAGCAGAUCCCUGCAAAUUCCUGGCCUGCGGCGAAUUUGCCGAGUGUGUGAGAAAUGAGCGGACCGAGGAAGCAGAGUGUCGAUGCCGACCAGGGCACGAGAGCCGGGGGCGUGGGCACCACCGGGACCCGGGCCUCUGUGCCCCCGCAGAGGAAUGUGAGGUCAUCCAGGGAAAGGGAGCUCCGUGCAGAUCGCCGGGUGACUCUAAAAAUCAAGCAUUCAAAACUAGUGUUAAGAAGUUGCAACAUCAGCAAAAUAACAAGAUAAUCAGGAAAAGAGAUCCUGAAUUACUGACUGGAGGAUAUGAAGAAUUUAACUAUCAAGAUUGGGAAGGAAAUUAAAAACUAAAAAUGUACAGAUUAUAACUUAAUCUGUCUCAAGAGAAAUGGGUCUGUUUUCUCAAGAAAAAUUGUAUCCACUCUGUUAAAAUUCUGAAAACAUGUGCAGGCAUAUUCACUGGUCAUCAGAAUCCAGGCAUAUAGUGUCAACAUUGAGAACCAAAACACACAAUGUUUCAAAUAGAGAAGCAUCAUGUACUUGAUGAUUGGUACAUUCUGCAGAAAAAGAUGCUUAUUAUCAAAACCCAAAAUUAAAACGUAUUUCAGCUACUCCUGACUGAUAGUCAAAGCAAUAGCAAGACAGGUCUGCUUCCAGCUACCCUUAAAAUACUGCUGAUAGAUCAUAUAUAAGUGCAACUUACUCAUUGUUUAGGGGAGGUUGAACAAUGUAUCAUGAAGCAAAGCUCUUCAUGUGUUACAAUGUUCAUAAAAGAUGACUGUUACGCAAGGAGAUGCAGGUCUCUCUGAAUCAUGGACGUAUCCAGUAUGUAAACACUGGUGGGGGUAUAUUUGUUCCACACUUCAAUGUCUGUCACACACACACACACUAAGACCUUCAGUCUUAAGCACACUAAUUUUAGAAGAAAUUAGUGCUUACACAGUAGAUCGUAUUGUUGCCAAUAAUUUCUAAAUUGUUCCUUUAAAAGAAAAAGGAAGUGGGUUCACAUAUACAUACCAUGAGAAAUCUCUUCUUGUGACCGCAUAAAGCUAUGUUAAAGGGGGAGAAAAUGAUGUUAUGCUUUGUCACAUAACCAAUGCCUGUUUUCCAGCACAGAUGAACUAUGUCUGCCUUUAAUUUAGUAACUCCAUUGAAUCCUGCUGGGCACUAACUUCCCUGUGUACACGGGUAGAUUGGCAUCAAGGUAAUCCAUUUUAGUCAGUUUUUAAUGUGGUACCUCACUAUUAAUAUAUUUGCUGCAAAACCUUAAUUGCAAUAAAAUU
Molecule: messenger RNA, 3294 nt
Organism: Leptonychotes weddellii (Weddell seal)
Lineage: Eukaryota; Metazoa; Chordata; Mammalia; Carnivora; Phocidae
Source: RefSeq, a predicted model, not a curated record